Sceloporus undulatus (fence lizard) is the source of this 2495-nucleotide messenger RNA. It is a transcript of the gene RAP1GDS1, whose product is annotated as Rap1 GTPase-GDP dissociation stimulator 1. Bases 33 to 1895 code for a protein of 620 amino acids. The record is from RefSeq and is a predicted model, not a curated record. Gene Ontology annotation, cellular component: cytosol. Lineage: Eukaryota; Metazoa; Chordata; Lepidosauria; Squamata; Phrynosomatidae. The transcript is spliced from 15 exons. Gene Ontology annotation, biological process: positive regulation of GTPase activity. Gene Ontology annotation, molecular function: protein binding; guanyl-nucleotide exchange factor activity.
UGUCAUACAAGCCCUAUGAAAAAGUGGGCUACAUGCUUUUGGCAGAGAAGAGGGAUGGAGGCAUAAAAGGAGAGGAUAAUCUAACUGACGCCUUGAAGAAGCUGAAGAUAACAGCUGUUGACAGCACAGCUGAUAGCUUAGAGGGGUGUUUGGACUGUCUGCUUCAAGCACUGGCUCAAAACAAUACAGAGACAAGUGAAAAAAUCCAGAAAAGUGGGAUCCUCCAGGUGUUUGCAAGUUUGUUGACUCCGCAGUCUUCCUGCACUGCAAAAGUAGCUAACAUCAUAGCAGAAGUAGCCAAAAAUGAGUUUAUGCGGAAUCCAUGCGUUGAUGCUGGCUUGAUUCCACCUCUGGUGCAGCUCUUAAACUGUAAAGAUCAGGAAGUGCUUCUUCAAACGGGGCGUGCUUUGGGCAACAUAUGCUAUGACAGCCAUGAGGGCAGAAGCGCAGUUGACCAUGCAGGUGGGGCACAGAUUGUAAUAGACCAUUUAAGGUCACUGUGCAGUAAAACAGAUCCAGCCAGUGAGAAGCUCUUGACAGUCUUUUGUGGCAUGCUGAUGAACUAUAGUAAUGAGAAUGAUACCCUACAGUCUCAGCUCAUCAAUAUGGGAGUUAUCCCUACGUUAGUGAAAUUGUUGGGCAUUCAUUGCCAAAAUUCGGCUUUGACUGAAAUGUGCCUUGUUGCAUUUGGGAACUUAGCAGAACUUGAAUCAAGCAAAGAGCAGUUCGCCUACACAAACAUUGCCGAAGAGCUUGUGAAAUUGUUCAAAAAGCAGAUAGAACAUGACAAGAAGGAGAUGAUUUUUGAGGUUCUGGCCCCUUUGGCAGAAAAUGAUAUUAUUAAAUUGCAGCUGGUUGAAGCAGGCCUUGUUGAGUGUCUACUGGAGAUAGUCCAAAAGACUGUAGACAGCGACAAAGAAGAUGACAUUGCUGAGCUUAAAACUGCCUCUGAUCUUAUGGUUCUAUUACUGCUAGGAGAUGAAUCAAUGCAAAAAUUAUUUGAAGGAGGAAAAGGCAGUGUGUUCCAAAGGGUGCUUUUAUGGAUCCCUUCCAACAGCCAUCAGCUACAGCUUGCAGGAGCACUGGCAAUUGCAAAUUUUGCUAGAAAUGAUGGAAACUGCAUCCAUAUGGUGGAUAAUGGAAUUGUUCAGAAACUCAUGGACUUACUGGAUAGACAUGUGGAGGAUGGGAAUGUCACAGUACAGCAUGCAGCACUGAGUGCCCUCCGAAACCUUGCUAUCCCUGUUGUAAAUAAGGCGAAGAUGCUGUCAGCUGGUGUGGCAGAAGCAGUAUUGAAAUUUCUCAAAUCUGAGAUGCCCCCUGUUCAGUUCAAACUGCUAGGGACAUUGAGAAUGUUAAUAGAUGCACAAGCAGAAGCUGCUGAACAGCUGGGCAAGAAUAUGAAGUUGGUUGAAAGGCUGGUGGAAUGGUGUGAAGCCAAGGAUCACGCGGGAGUAAUGGGAGAGUCAAACAGACUACUCUCUGCUCUUAUACGACAUAGCAAAUCAAAAGAUGUGAUUAGGACCAUUAUUCAAAGUGGUGGUAUUAAGCACUUAGUUACCAUGGCAACUAGUGAACAUGUAAUAAUGCAGAACGAAGCUCUUGUCGCCCUGGCAUUAAUAGCAGCUCUAGAAUUAGUUACAGCAGAGAAAGAUCUCGAAAGUGCCCAGUUAGUUCAGAUUCUACACAGACUGCUGUCAGAUGAGAGGAGCGCACCAGAAAUCAAGUACAAUUCAAUGGUCCUGAUCUGUGCUCUUAUGGGAUCAGAACUCCUUCACAAGGAAGUGCAGAGCCUGGCCUUUCUAGAUGUUGUAUCAAAACUCCGCAGCCAUGAGAACAAAACGGUCGCCCAGCAGGCCUCCCUCACAGAGCAGAGACUCGCCGUGGAAAGCUGAGGAAGGGUACCCAAUUCCACAUAGCAUCGUAUCACAGAUUUCACCUUUUAUCCUGUCCUGCUGCUACUCCUGCUGCGUUUUCCCCACUGUGUCACUUGUGCAUGCGUGUAACAUUCCCACACUGAUUGAACUGCUGUAGGUACCUCUCCAAAUAAGAUUUCUAAAAACCCAUAGCCAAAUGUCAUAACAUUAUCCUCUCCCCUCUCUUUCUCAUACAUACAUACAGGCACACACACACACACAAGUCUUCAUUCCUGUCGUUGUUCUACUUGUAUUCUCGUUGCUUGGGCCUCAUAGUAGAAUGUGCAUGUUGUAGUCCUAUAUUAAUGUAAAAGUGGUACUACAGUGAUGACUUUCCUCUCAUAUCCCUAACUCCGUAACAGUGUACUACUAACUUAGGGAAAAAAACAGGAGGCAGCAAGGCCAGGCUGGACUGCCAGUGAGGUGAGAAAGCUCCUCUUUUUGAUGCUUCGGAAACAACAGCAACCAAAAAGGAUGAGUGAAGGAAGUCUUGCUGCUCUAUUCACUGGUCUUGCCUAUUAAUGUCAAUCCCGUGGUACCUAGAGGUAAACAAAUAAAAUCCAGUGCUCUCACACCUUA